Messenger RNA from Mustela lutreola (European mink), 1404 nucleotides. It is a transcript of the gene TRIM75, whose product is annotated as tripartite motif containing 75. NCBI's taxonomy places the organism in Eukaryota, Metazoa, Chordata, Mammalia, Carnivora, Mustelidae. Gene Ontology annotation, molecular function: protein binding; zinc ion binding. The transcript has a single exon. Bases 1 to 1404 code for a protein of 467 amino acids. The record is from RefSeq and is a predicted model, not a curated record.
AUGGCAGUCCCAGCAGCCCUGGCAGGGCUCCAGGCAGAAGCCAACUGUCCCGUCUGUCUGGAUUACCUCAGAGACCCCGUCACCACCGAAUGUGGACACAACUUCUGUCGCUGCUGCAUCCAGCAGUCCUGGGCUGAUCUCAAGGACAGGUUCCCAUGCCCUGUGUGCCGUCACGCGUGCCAGGAGAGGCACUUGAGGAGCAACACCCAGCUGGGAAGGAUGAUUGACAUUGCCAAGCUCCUCCAUGUCACUACCACCAAGAAGAGGAAGCUGGAAGAGGAACAUCUGUGUGAGAAGCACAACCAGGUCCUGACCCUCUUUUGUGAGGAGGACCUUGAGGUGUUGUGUCCCACGUGCACACAGCCCCCUGACCACCAGGGCCACUUGGUGAGGCCCGUGGAGGAGGCCGCCUCUCAUCACAGGCAGAGGCUCAGCCAUUACAUCAGGCAGCUGAAGAGGCAGGUGGCAGAUGUUCAGAAACUAGUAGCCACCCAAGAUCGAAAACUCUUAGAACUGAGAGAGAUGGUGCAGUACCAGAGUCAGAAAUUAACCUCUGAGUUUGAGCACCUGAACGAAUGUAUAGACCGUGAGCAAGAGGCUGUUCUGGCACGGCUAGCGGAAGAAGAGAGAGACAUUCAGCAAAAACUCUGUGUGAACAUCACCACCCUUUCAGACCAUGUUUUCACUGUCCGACGCCUCCUAAACCAGGUGGCAGAGAGGAGUGUGAUGUCGGAGGUGAAGCUGCUGACAGGUGUCAGGAGGAUCCAGGACAGGUGUGCAGGCCUAAAGCCCCCAGCUCUCUAUUCUUUCCAGUUAAGGACUGAAGGAUGUAGUCUCCCUCCACAGUACUUGGCUCUGCAGAAAGUUAUACAGAAGUUUAGACAAGAGGUUACUCUGGAUCCUGAGACUGCACACCCGAAUCUGCUUGUCUCUGAGGAUAAAAAGUCAGUGACAUUUGUGAGGAGAAAGCCAGGCAUUCCUCAGAAUCCAAAGAGAUUUCUGGUCGUGCUGGGAUCCCAGGGCUUCGAUGGUGGCCGACAUUACUGGGAGGUGCAGGUCGGUAACAAGCGGGAGUGGGCAGUGGGGCUCUGUAAGGACCCCCUUUCCAAAAAGGGCAAGCGGCCCCCUUCAGGAGGGCACAGUUGCUGGACAAUUCGGCUGCAGGACGGUGGCUAUGUCGCACAAGGGGCCGCUCCUGUCACUCUUGCACUGAAGGAAAAGCCCAAAGGGGUUGGCAUUUAUCUGGACUAUGAGUUGGGGGAAAUUUCCUUUUACAGUUUGAACGACAGGUCUCAUAUCCAUUCUUUUAUGGAUACAUUUUCUGAAGUGCUGAAGCCUUACUUCUGUGUGGGGCAUGACUCCAAACCUCUCACGAUCUGUGCAGUGAGGGAUUAUGAACUGUGA